Messenger RNA from Theileria parva strain Muguga, 1290 nucleotides. RefSeq names its product Diacylglycerol kinase accessory domain protein (gene dgkA). The transcript has 10 exons. The coding region runs from base 97 to 1272 and encodes 391 amino acids. The record is from RefSeq and is a predicted model, not a curated record. NCBI's taxonomy places the organism in Eukaryota, Apicomplexa, Aconoidasida, Piroplasmida, Theileriidae. Gene Ontology annotation, molecular function: ATP-dependent diacylglycerol kinase activity.
AUUUAAGGGUUGCAGCCCAAAUGAUGCAUAAAUAAACUUAUUUUCCCAACACAUUUAUUUGUUUUGUAAAUUUCCACUUUUGGAUAAAAUGCCGAAAUGAGACAUAUAUUUAUAUAUGUAAAUCCUGAAAGUGGAGGAAGGAACGCAUCACAUUUUAUAAAGCAAGGUGUCAAGUCCCUUGAGUUGACCAAGCCUGAGCCACUGACUCUACACAUCUGUUCCAUUUUCGAAGGCGAAAGCGGAAAUAAACCAGGCUUUAUACAACUCAGAGAUUUUUUGAGUUAUGAGGAACCCCAAGAAUUGGUUUUUGUAAUUACCGCUGGAGGUGACGGUACGUUAACCUGGGUGGUGUCUGAGGUUGAAAAACAUUCAAUUAAUCCCGAUUUACUUUGUUUCGGAAUAAUACCAUACGGAACAGGAAAUGACUUUGCAAGGGCUUUGAAAUGGCACAAGUUUCGUAAUUUGAAGCCAUUUGAAGAUAAUUUUAAACCGCUUAUGACAUACUUGAAUAAAUUAAUGAAAUCUGACCCAAUUAAGCAUGAUUUCUGGGAUGUUUAUUUGAAACUUAAUCCCGGUGGAAGUUUUAAUAAAAUUAACUCCAAAACAAGACUUAAAGAGAACCUGUUUGAUAGUGAUGGGAACUUAAUUGAAUCCAUGAAGUUUAAGAUGGGUAACUAUUUCAGUAUUGGUACGGAAAGUCGAAUCGGCAGAGGUUUUGAUAGACGAAGAACCAGAUACUCAUGCUUCAAUAAAUUUAGAUAUAUUCUGGAGGCUUUUAAGAAGACUUUUAUGGGUUUGGUGUAUGUCAAUAACCAGGUUGAAAGAAUGGUUUACGGAGAAAAUGAAGAGAUAUUAUUUGUAACUGACCCAAAAGAAAAGAAUCUCCCAGUUUUGCUCAAAUCAGCAUCGCUAGUUGCAUUAAACAUCCCGAGCUUCUCUUCAGGAAUUGAUGCAUUUUCCUUAGCCUCGGGAAUUGCAUUAAAAAACGUUUCAGAAGAAUAUAAAAAAGAGCUUUUAAUUGCGGAUCAAGUCAUGGGUGACAAGAAGUUGGAAUUUUUUUGUUAUAGAGAUAUGAAGGAUGUUGGAUUAGAUAUCCUAAAAUUCGGAAAGUCCAAACGACUCCAUGUUGGAGGUGGGCCCUGGAAAAUAAUAUUUAAGGAUUUAUCUAAAGAUGAAAAAUGUUACUUUCAGGUGGAUGGUGAAUUUUUUGUAAUGUAUCAACCCAAGCUAAUAGAAAUUAAACACUAUAAAACAAUUAAUGUUGUCAAAUAAUUUUUAAUCUUUUAAAAA